AUGUUCCUGGAAUUGCUGAUGACCAUCUUCUGCCUUGUACCUGCUGCCAGUGCAGCAGAUAGUGAACGAGUGACUGGCGGGAAGCCGUGUCUACCCAAUUCCCAGCCAUGGCAAGCUGGGCUGUUUUCUGGAUUCAGGCUGAAAUGCGGAGGGACCCUGAUCCACCGAUCAUGGGUGCUCAGUGCAGCCCAUUGUAAAAUGAGAACGCCUUUUCCUGUACGCCUUGGGGAGCAUGAUCUGAAACGUGUGGACUGGACUGAACAGUUGAAACUAGCAUCUAAAGCCAUUGUGCAUCCCAGCUAUGAUCCUCAAACAAAAAACCACGACAUCAUGCUUGUUAAACUGCUGACUCCCGCCUGCUUGAACAACAAUGUCAAAAUCCUUGACUUGCCAACCACGUGCCCUGUGCCUGGGACAAAAUGCCUGGUUUCAGGAUGGGGUACAACAACGAGUCCUAAAGUAACUUUCCCGGAUGUUCUGCACUGUGCAAACAUCACCAUUAUCAGUCACAACAUUUGCCAAUCCAUCUAUCCUGGAUAUAUCAACGAGAACAUGGUCUGUGCUGGCAGGAUGGAGGGAGGCACAGAUACUUGCCAGGGUGAUUCAGGUGGGAAUCUUGUCUGCAAUGGCAAGGUGCAAGGGAUUGUGUCCUGGGGUCCUCAGAUAUGUGCACAACCAAACAAACCAGGAGUCUAUGUUAAUGUAUGCAAAUAUGUGGAAUGGAUCCGAGAAACGAUUGCAAAUAACUAACGAUCAAAUGGCAGUCCUGAUGAACUGAGGGGAAAGGGGGAUAUAUUUGUCACAUGAAUCCAAAACCUUGUUGUGCAGUUACACAAAAGGCAUAACUUUUAAUAACAGACUGUCAGAAAUUAAGAAGUAUCGAUCAGCAUUAUCUGUUGUGCGACUUUGCUGUGCAACAGACAAUACCUAUGCAGUAAUUUGCCUUUAAAAGUUACACUUUUUGCUCAACUGCCCAGCAAGAUUUUGGCCAGAGUUGAUUAGAUUCCUUUUAACACCAUCCCCACCUCCGUUUGUUCGUCUCUUCUGUGUUGCCUUUCAUAUUCUCCUGG
This is a messenger RNA of Pogona vitticeps (central bearded dragon), 1070 nucleotides long. RefSeq names its product serine protease 1. Gene Ontology annotation, cellular component: secretory granule. The record is from RefSeq and is a predicted model, not a curated record. Gene Ontology annotation, biological process: proteolysis. NCBI's taxonomy places the organism in Eukaryota, Metazoa, Chordata, Lepidosauria, Squamata, Agamidae. Gene Ontology annotation, molecular function: serine-type endopeptidase activity.